Molecule: messenger RNA, 3079 nt
Organism: Folsomia candida
Lineage: Eukaryota; Metazoa; Arthropoda; Collembola; Entomobryomorpha; Isotomidae
Product: piwi-like protein Siwi
Exons: 16
Coding region: 270-2891 (873 amino acids)
Biological process (GO): regulatory ncRNA-mediated gene silencing
Cellular component (GO): P granule
Molecular function (GO): piRNA binding; protein binding
Source: RefSeq, a predicted model, not a curated record
AACUUUGUUUUUGGGUAUAUAUAAUUUUUUAAGAAGUAGGUUAUAAGGUCACGGCGCCACGGGGAUGAGGUCAAUGGUCACAUCGCCAUCUUCUCGACGAACGUCCCCGUCACCGUGUAGACGAGGUCAAAGUAAGAAAAUGUAAAUUGUACCACGAUAUCUUGGAGUCUUUCAUUCUGCUCUAAACUGUUGACUUGGGUGGAUUAUUUUCCAAAAAGUAUUGCGUCUCACGGUCCAGUCAGAUCUAAGAGAAAGUCUUUUCCCUAAAAAUGGAGGAUAAAAUUCUGAAACCUGGUAGAGGAAGGGCUCGGGGGAGGGCAAGGAUGCCUGGCGAAGCUCCUGCACCUGGAUCUGGUCCUAGUGGUCCUACAACUGGACCUGGAGUUGAGGAAAGAAUGGCACACGUUGGCAUACAAGAAGAGACAUCCAGAGUGUCACAGGCCCCUCCGGAUGCCCGAUUUAUAAAGGAUGAGCAAGAAAAGAGGUGGACGGACUUUCGAAGGGCGCGCGACUAUUUGGAAACGAGACCAGAGCACAUCAUUUCUAAGAAAGGAGACGGAGGUCGUGCCAUUUCACUAGCGGCUAACUAUUUCACUAUUCAGCUACGAAAAAUGGAGCAAUGGCGAUUAAACCAGUACAGAAUUGAUUUUGAGCCAGACCAAGACUCAAAACGCAUCAGGAAAGUUUUAAUCAGACAACUAAAAGACAUGUUUUCUUCAUCCGGCUACAUUUAUGAUGGUGGUCAUAUGCUAUUUUCCACCCUGGCAUUACCAGCAGAUCCGACCAUAACUUCGGCAGUCUAUUCCGAUAAAGGGAUUGAUAUCCCACACACGGUAACCUUCAAAAUCGUGAAGGAUAUUCCAUGGAAUGAUGCCGACAUGAUUCAUUUCUACAACAUUGUCACCAGAGUAAUUUUGGAGAAACUUGAUUUAACUUUGUUUGGUCGUUUCUACUACGACCCUACUCUCGUACACACAAUGUCCAACUACCGUCUGACCGUCUGGCCCGGGUAUAAAACAGUGCUCCGCCCGUUUGAAAACAGCCUCAUGAUGAAUGUGGAAAUGGUCAGCAAAGUCAUCCGAUCAGACACUGUCUUACAAAUGAUGCAGAAUAUCAAAAAAGCAUCAGCACCUGGGUCAAACGUUCAAGCAUUGGUGGAACAAAUGAUUGUAGGAACGAUUGUAAUGACUGAGUUCAAUCGAAAAACAUACCGAAUCUCCGAAGUGGAUUGGGGAAAGAAGGUUACAAACACUUUCACCACAAGAGAUGGAGAGAUAACUUUUGUAGACUAUUACGAGAAAAAAUAUGGGAUCAAGAUUACAAAUUUCACUCAGCCUUUGCUGGUCUCCCCUCCUUUGAAAAGAGACAUCCGUCGGGGGGACACGGAGCCCAAGUUACUCGUUCCCGAACUUUGUGUUAUGACCGGACUUACGGACGACAUGAGGAAUAAUUUUCAACUGAUGCGUGACCUCAAGAGUCACCUAAUUGUGGAUCCUUAUAAACGGGUCGAUCAGAUCCAGACCUUCAUGAAACGGAUUGUAGAUAAUCCAGAAAUCCGUGCAACCAUGGCGGACCAAUGGGGAAUUCGAGUCCCGGCGAAUGACAUGGUCAAAAUCAACGGUAGAGUACUUCCCCCAGAACGAAUAAUGUUUGGGCAAAAUCAAGACUUUUUGGACGAAAGCAAACCUGCAGACUGGACGAAUGCUUUUCGAUCAAGAAAGGUUUUCAUCGCCGUGCCCUGCAUUAACUGGGCGGUUUUGGUGUCGUCCAGAGAUGCUGCUGCUGUUGAUAACAUGAUUUCCACACUGCAGAAAGUCGGGAAUCCGUUAGGUUACCAAAUCUCCCGACCAUUCAAGAAAAUUGUUGCUGGAUCAAAUGCACGAGCGUUUGAACAAGCCAUUGAUGAGGUAAUGUCACAUUUCAAAGGGGUGAUCGACAUGAUUUUCAUAGUGCUUCCAAGUCCACAAGCCAACUUAUAUGCCGCUGUUAAGAAGAGAUGUGCUGUAGAUUAUGGAGUUUCGUCUCAAUGUUGCUUGUCCAAGAAUGUGCAAAAAGCCAACAUGAGUGUUUGCACUAAAAUUGCAAUUCAGAUGAUUGCUAAGCAGGGAGGAGAACCGUGGGGCUGUAGCAAUCCGCUCGGGAAAGCGAACUUGAUGGUUGUUGGAUACGAUGUCUACCAUUCCGGUGGUCCUGCUGACAAGAAGACCUUGGUGGGGGCGAUGGUCGCAAGUUUGAACUCCACAUUGACUCGAUACACCUCCAUUGUUCAAACGAAGCAGAAACAAGAGUUGAGUAAAUCCAUGGGGCAGGAUUUGAAAGUUAUUCUACAGCGAUAUCGAGAGUUCAAUCUGAAGCUACCUUCACGGAUUAUGUUUUAUCGUGACGGGGUCGGAGAAGGUCAGCUUGGACAGGUUGCGGAUACUGAAGUUGCCGAUAUCGAGGCUACAAUAGGACACAUCUAUACAGAAGCUGGACUUGAACCCCCAAAAUUGUCAUUUAUCGUGGUCUCAAAGCGAAUAAGCGCUCGCUUUUUCGAAGCUAUUCCGGGAGGGGGCAACAGGCCGCCGACGUACAACAAUCCUCCGCCUGGCACAGUGGUGGACGAUGUGAUCACACUUCCGGAAAGAUACGACUUUUACCUCGUGUCUCAACUCGCCCGGCAGGGAACCGUGUCGCCGACUUCGUACAACAUUAUCCUAGACCACCCCUCCCUAACUCCAAAGCAAAUGCAGAUCUUCAGCUACAAACUGUGUCACAUGUACUACAACUGGUCUGGCACUGUUUCCGUGCCUUCCGUUUGUCAGUAUGCCCAUAAAUUAGCAUAUCUCACUGGAAUGUCCCUCCUGAGCCCUGCUCACGAGAAAUUGACAAAUCUCCUCUUCUAUUUGUGAGCAGCGAAAUACAUUCCAAUUUCUAGGUUUAAGACUAAUUUUUUUAAUGCAAUAAAUAAUAGCAUAAUAUGCCAUUUAUAUAUUAUAUAGUAUUUCAGAUAACUAUAUGCUAUAACUAUGUAUGUGUCCAGUAUAGUGAACCCUGUGAAGCAUAUUAUUAUUUAAAUAAAGUAUUUUAAGAUUACCUA